Molecule: messenger RNA, 3153 nt
Organism: Anastrepha ludens (Mexican fruit fly)
Lineage: Eukaryota; Metazoa; Arthropoda; Insecta; Diptera; Tephritidae
Gene: Stam
Product: signal transducing adapter molecule 1
Exons: 6
Coding region: 377-2632 (751 amino acids)
Biological process (GO): protein transport to vacuole involved in ubiquitin-dependent protein catabolic process via the multivesicular body sorting pathway
Cellular component (GO): ESCRT-0 complex
Molecular function (GO): ubiquitin binding; phosphatidylinositol binding
Source: RefSeq, a predicted model, not a curated record
UCACUGGAAGUAGAGUAAGGAAGCGAAUGACAUUCUCAGCAAUACUGAUUUUCGUUAGUCAUUUUUUAUUAAAAUUUUCCUCGGUUUUGCAAAAUAGCCAAAUUCUUUGGUCGAAAAAUACAAAUUAAACUUUCUUAAAUUAAGAAGAAGAUAUGAAAAAGAAAUUCAGUUGAAUGUAAAUUUUAAAAAGUGCACUUUGAGAGCGUUAAAAGUGCAAGGAAUAAUCCAAAUAAGAAGAGAGUAAAAAAAAAACAAUAAUACUUAGCGAAAAUCGAUUGAGAAACACUUCAAUAAUUAAAAACUGUCAGUUUGUUAAUACGCAGUGAAAACUGUAAAUUAGUAUUUCAAUUGGAUUGUAGCGGAAUACGCGUGUGAGAUGGGGCUAUUUGGACAGUCGACACCAUUUGAUGCAGAUAUUGAGAAAUCAACCAGUGAAACAAAUACAAACGAAAACUGGUCUCUCAUAUUGGAUGUGUGUGAUAAAGUUUCGUCCAAUCCGCGCAGCUCCAAAGACUGCUUGAAGGCAAUUAUGAAACGUAUGGGUCAUGCCGACCCUCAUGUGGUAAUGCAGGCUUUAACACUUCUGGACGCAUGUGUGAAUAAUUGUGGUAAACCUUUUCAUUUGGAAAUUGCCUCACGCGAUUUCGAAAAUGAAUUUAGGCGUUUAUUAUCAAAAGCACAGCCAAAAGUAUCGUUGAAAAUGCGUCAAUUGCUUAAAAACUGGGCUGAAAAUGAUUUUAAAAGCGAUCCGGAAUUGAAUUUAAUACCGUCGCUUUAUAAUAAGCUACGGCAUGAAGGCUUUGAUUUUAGUAAUCUCAACGAAAAGCCGCCAAAGUCGGCUACAAAAAUUACCGCUUUAAAGGAUCCAAAUGUGGUGAGCAGUCAGCAAGAGGAGGAUGAUAUUGCCAAAGCUAUUGAGUUAUCGCUGAAGGAGGCGAAAAGUAGUCCAAAGCAUCAAAGCAGCAGCAGUGUUGCUCCAGGUUCGACUGUUUCUUCUGCUUAUCCAUCAUUGUAUCCGUCGUUUUCGGGAUCUGGGUCAAUGGCCAGCAUUAUUUCUACCGGAGGUGCAUCAAAUAACUCUACAAAUUCACAGGCCGAACCGCGCAAAGUGCGAGCCUUGUACGAUUUCGAAGCAGCCGAGGAGAAUGAGUUGACAUUCUUCUCCGGUGAAAUUAUACAUGUGCUGGAUGAUUCAGAUCCAAAUUGGUGGAAGGGCUAUAAUCAACGCGGUGAAGGUCUGUUCCCAUCGAACUUUGUAACUGCAGAUUUGUCGGUUGAUCCAGAGCGUUUGGAUAUUAAUCAACAUAAUAAAACGAAAAAGAGUGUGCAAUUUGAGGAUGAUGCCAAAGCGUUGCAAUUAAAGACUGAAGCUGCCGCUGCGGCAGUGGCAGAACAACCAAUCGAGAUCGAUGAAGUAAAAAUCGAUCGCCUUUUGCAUCUGCUGCACGAGGCGAAUCCGGAAGAUCCAUCGCAAGAUAGCGAAGAAAUGUUGCGCUUAGAGCAGGAAGUACACCAGAUGGGCCCACUGAUUGAUGCCGAGCUGGAACGUGUUGAUCGUAAGCAUGCACAACUAACGCAACUAUCCAGCGAUUUGGUGGACGCCAUCAAUCUUUACCAUUCGUUGAUGCGAAAUGAUCGUUUGGGACUUCCAGGUGGUCCUGCAUCUGGGGGCUAUAUGGGUGGUAUACCAUCCAUGGCAGGGGCAAUGCCGGGUCUGGGUUAUCAAGAUGUGCCGAACCCACAAAUUUUAUACACUGGAACUGGUUAUCCAGGCAAUACCAAUUUUCCUUCACAUAUGCAGCAACCCCAGCACAUUCCAACUCAUAGUUACGGUAUGCAAUCGCUGUCCUAUGUGAAUACAGGACAGUUACCCGGCAAUGUUGCGCCUGUAUCUACACAAAAUUUAAUAAAUCAAAAUGUGGCUUCAACAGCAGCAUCAGUACCGGCUGGCGGCUACUCCAUACCUCUACAAUAUCAGAAUGGGCAUGUACACUCGGCACAAAUUAACGGAAACGGUUCUGCAGCUGUUGGAAUAAAUGCACUGCCUACAUCUAUGACUUCGUUAACAUAUGGAAGUGUAGCUUCUCAGUUGCCCGCAACAUCUUCAGAGCCAACAACCACUUCUGAUCACCAACAAAUGCCCCAAUCAACUGUGACUGGUGCUGUUUCAGCUCCUGUGAGUGUCUAUAACCCGGGUUCUCAGCUUUCUCAAAUGGGUAAUAUGCAGUCCAUGCAGCCAUUGCCACCCAUCUCACAAUUUCCGAACGGACAGAUGGCCCUAAAUGGAGCACCAAAUCAAAUAACUGAUGGUAUUAAUGUUUUGACGCCCGAUCAACUGCAGCAGCAGCAUCAACAACUUCCCCAUCACCUCCAACAUCCACAACAGUAUGGCCAUCUACCAAAUGCAAUAUCGCAGCCAUCACAAAAUGCGUUUAUGGCAGGCCCACCAGGCUUGAUCCCUCCCAACCGUGCUAUGCAUAACCCAGCAAACGGUGCUGACCAAUACAGCCAAUUGCAACAUCAGAUGGCUGCAAUUUCUCUGGCAAGUGGAGUUAACCAGCCGGUAACACAGAAUUUCCUUGUACAAAAUGAUCCAAAAUAUAAUAUUCCAAUUUACCAGCAGCAACGGUAAGACGUUGGUUGGCAAUCGAGGUAACGACAUUAAAACUUUUCUACUCGUCCUCCUUUUGUUACAAAAUAUAUAUUAACAUCGUGGCAUGCAUCUCAAUGGAUAGCAGACGUUCUUAGUGAACAUAGAAAUAGUUGAGCAAUGCAUUCACAUUGCAAAUAAGUUCAUUUGAUUUGUUAUUUUACGUCAUUUAAAAGCCCUGUCUCACGAAAAUGUAUUUUGAUAUUGUUAUUUUCCCUCUUUAUUUAUGCAUUUUUCUUAGUCGCAAUGAACGAAUGAAUGUUAUGUAUUUUUUUUUAAUUGUUUUAAAUUGGGGACUAACGUUUUGUUUCCUAUCUUGAUUACUUGUGCUGGCAAACGUUAAAAAAGAAGUUAUACUAGAAGAAAUGUGCGACCAUAUGCACUUUGUGCUCUUUAUUCUUUAAAGCGAACGUAUGUGACCAAAUUUAAAAAAGAGAGAACACUAGCAGGAUUUAUGUUAACCCUACAUCUAAAUAAACUAUGAUACUUUAUAAUGUACAAUA